AUGCGCGCGGUCAGCUGCAACCCGCUCACGUUGUGCAGGCGCCUCCGCUCCGAGGAGAUCAGCCAGGAGCUCGGGCGGCACGACGCGGUGGCGUUGCAGGGCACGCAGAUGAAGUGGCGUGGCGGUGCGGACGUCCCGAAGCAGACCUUGCCGAACCACGACGCGCUCCACUGGGGAUGGGGACGAGGCGGGCGCACUAACAAGGCGUGCGGCGUCUCGAUUUUCUUCAAGAAGGGGUGCAAGGUGCUGAAGCUGCUGUCGCCGCCGCCGGCCUUGCGGGGGCGUGGCGGCGGCGCCCGCCUUAGGCGGGGCACGCUGGACAUCCUGGUGCUGGCCCUCUACUUUCCUGUGCGCGGGGUGGCGGUCCAGCGGGUAGCGGCGGACGCGCUCUUCACGUGGGCGCAGCGCUGCCUCAUGGAGACGCCCACGCGCUGCACGCCGUUGCUCUGCGCUGACCUCGACGACGGGCUUGGCACGGUCAAGCACGAGGCGGUGGUCUUCUCGCCUCUGUCUGAGGCUAUCGGGCAGGAGUGGGAGCUCGCCACGGUCAGCACCUUCUUUGAGGACUAUACCUUCUCGGGCCCGACUGGGGCCAGGUCGAGGCCCGACGUGAUCGCGAUGCCCCGCGAGCUCAUGCCGAGCGUCGCGGACUGCAAGCCGCUCUACACGAUCGGAGACAGGCUGCAGGCUAUCCGAGCCCGCGGCAGGAGGGCCCGCGCGCCGCUGGGGGCCUCCGUGAUGAUCACGCCUGUGCACCCUGAGAUUCUUCCCAGGUCUGCACUGGCGCAGUGGGACAUGGACGCCUGCAUGCUGGCUCCGACGCGGCACCAGGGCAAGCUGGAGUUUUUGACGGAGCUGGAGUACAAGUGCGAGGACAUGGUUCGUCCUCCCUUGGAUGAGGAGCAGGGCCCCGGCGAGGCCUGGGGCGAGCUGGCGGAGGCGGCGCGCAAGACGGGCCUGGCGCACUUCGGCCUCAAGGGGCGCGGCACGAGGGGGAUGGAGGAGGUGACGGAGCAGCGCAAGAAGCUGCUGCAAGAGCGGGCUGACAUCCGCCGUCGGCACGUGCUCGAGGGCGAGAUGCGGGCUUCGACGGAUUUCGAGCUGGACAGGUGCGUGCAGGAGCUCGAGGACGCCACGCGCCGUCUGCGCGCGCUGCAGCGGCAACAGCGCAGGCGGCUCCGCGCGGUGCGCUGCGAGGCGCUGGCGGAGGCGGAGCGCGUGGGCGAUGCAGCCGCGGUCUGGAGGCUGGCCCACCUGCUGGGCGAGCGGGGGCUGGGCGCGCGCCGUCGCGCGCACCGCGCCCCCCGCCUGGAGCACGCGCGCUGCUCGGCGCUGAACGCCAAGGAGGCGGCGCUGGAGGACCUGGAGGAGCUGGAGGGCCAGGGCAUCGGCUACAGGGCGGGGCCCCCGAGCAUGGAGGUCUUCAGGGGGCGGAUGCUGCGCUGCUUGGCCCUCGUCCGCCUGUUCAAGACGGCGCCCUUGGCGUGGCCCAGGUCCAGGGCGGCGGACGUCGUCAGGGUCAUCCACAUGAUGCACCCCGUCGGCAAGGGCUACACCUCUGUGCUGGCGGCGAGGGCCCAGAAGGUGAAGGCGGCACCGAAUGACUUCGGCUUCGCCCCUAGGCGCUCGCGGGGCGGGGCCCUGGCGGUCGCGGCGGCGGUGGCCGAGCGGGCCGCGCGUUACGGCCUCGCGGCGCUCGCGAGCUUCAAGGACUUGAGCAAGGCGUUCCAGUGCCCGUCGGCGCGCGACAUGGCGCAGGGCCUGCAGGGCAUGGCGCGCGCCGAGGACCACCCCAUUGUUUCGCGGAGGGUCCUUGACUACCACUGCGAGGUGGAGACGGCCGAGGGCGCGCUGCGCAUGAAGACCAACCAGGGCGCGCUCAUCGGCGACUCGAUUGGCGAAGUCCGUCGUCACGGGACCGUUCUGGACCUCAGCCUCACGAAGCCUGCGGACGACCUCUGCAAGCGCUUCGUCUGGUGGCGCCACGACACCGCGAUCAAGAACCACAAGGCCUCGGACGAGCUCUUGGACAGGCUGCUGGAGCCGCGCGGCUUCCAGCAUGACAUCCCCAAGCAGUGCGCCAUGUGCGCCUUCCGUGGCGAGGGGGCCAGGGCCAAGACGCGCGCCUUCUUCGCGGGCAGGCUCGGCGUGCGCGGCAACUGCUCGACGGUUGCUCGCUGCCUUGGCCCGAUGCUGCACUGCCAGGGCGGCCUCGCGACGGGGAUCAGGGCUCGGGCGGCGGCUGCCACGCGAGGCUUCGCGGACAUGGGCCGCCGCUGGAAGUCCGAGGUCUCCGUCGAG
This is a messenger RNA of Prorocentrum cordatum, 2301 nucleotides long. The record is from the annotation of a GenBank genome assembly. Lineage: Eukaryota; Dinophyceae; Prorocentrales; Prorocentraceae.